Molecule: messenger RNA, 1257 nt
Organism: Aspergillus affinis
Lineage: Eukaryota; Fungi; Ascomycota; Eurotiomycetes; Eurotiales; Aspergillaceae
Product: structure-specific endonuclease subunit SLX1
Exons: 2
Coding region: 1-1257 (418 amino acids)
Biological process (GO): double-strand break repair via homologous recombination
Cellular component (GO): Slx1-Slx4 complex
Molecular function (GO): 5'-flap endonuclease activity; crossover junction DNA endonuclease activity
Source: RefSeq, a predicted model, not a curated record
AUGGCGGACGCCCGGGGCAACCAUACAAAACCCAUCCCGGCAUUCUACUGUUGCUAUCUCCUUCGGUCGACUGUGAAGCCUAAGUCGAUGUAUAUCGGCUCGACGCCUCAUCCUGCCAGACGUCUAGCGCAGCAUAACGGUCUCGCCAAAGGAGGCGCGCGCAAGACAGCAAAUGACAAGCGACCAUGGGAGAUGGUUGUCAUCGUUGAGGGAUUCACUAGUCGCAUUGCUGCGUUACAGUUCGAGUGGGCGUGGCAGAACCAGAGAAAUUCUCGCCAUCAUGUUGAAUCAGACGACGACGAGAAGGCCAAACAUACUGCGUCCCAGUCUCGGAGCGAUCGAAACGAUGGCACAAAAAGGAAGAAACCGUGUCGCUCCCAUCGUCUAAAGAUAUCGCUGAGCGCGCAUCUGGGUACGUUGCAUACUCUGUUGCGGUCCACUUUGUUUGCAGGCUGGCCUCUGAAGAUUCGAUUUUUUGCUGCCGACGUGCACAGGGCGUGGCAAGCCUGGUGCGACCGUGUAGAUGGUUUUCUGCCGGAACACAUGGCGGUCAUUUCGGAUGGAAAUUGCCUUGAGACAUACAGGCAGCAUGGCGCUAGUGAUUACAGAGUAGGGAGCAUUCAAGGCGUCAAGUUCGACUACAGCAAGAUUGGAGAUUACGCGGAGAAGGCAGCAUUUCUGCUCGACAAUUCAGAGACUCUACAGUGCAAAAUCUGUGGGAUACGGGUCGUUCCAGACGCUGAAAUGGUGGUUGUCUGUCCAGAGGGUGAAUGCUAUUGCACCGCUCAUCUAAUGUGUCUAUCAAACGAGUUUCUGGAUUCUGCUAAUGACUCGGACCGGCUGGUUCCCACUUCUGGACCAUGUCCCGCAUGCCAUAAAACCGUCCAAUGGUCAUUGAUGAUGCAAGAAUUGAGCCUGCGGAAACGCGGUGGAAACCAAUGGCUGAAGGUACUCCGAAAGAAAAAGAAAGAGACGAAACGAGCCAACGCCGUUGCCAAGUCGAGAUCCAAAAAAGAUCAGAAAGCCGCCAGCGAAGAUUUGCCCGGAGCAACUGAACCAGCAGACCAUGAGGCGAACUACGACUCAGAUGAAGAUGCUCAGGAUGAUGUGUCUUUAGAUGAGAAUUGGAGUGAGCUUCUGGACCCCGAAUCGGAUUCCGAGCGCGAGGGUCCACCCAAAUCCCAGCAGGUACCCCCAAGGGCCGAGAUCGUCAUCCAAGAUAGCGACGACGAUGGGGACGAAAUCCCUGAAUGGUAG